ACAACAGCAUCAUGGCGCUCACCACGAGCACUAACAACCAAGCCUUGCUUGACGCUCAGCUAGAGCUCUGGCACACGUCCUUUGCUUUCAUCAAGUCCAUGGCUCUCAAGUCUGCAGUGGACCUUGGCAUCGCCGACGCCAUCCACAGCCACGGUGGCAACGCCACCCUGCCCCAGAUAGUUUCCAGGGCCGCGCUCCACCCGUCCAAGAUCCCCUGCCUGCGUCGCCUCAUGCGGGUGCUCACAGCCGCCGGCAUCUUCAGCGCCGCCCACCGCUCGCCGGACGACGGCGGCGGCGAGCUCGUCUAUGGACUCACACCGGCGUCUCAGCUCUUGGUUGGCGGCUCUUCAAGCCUGGCUCCCUUCAUGUCCCUGGUGUUACACCAGGUCUACGUGUCGCCUUUCCUUGGCCUCGGCACAUGGUUACAGCACGAGCGCUCAGACCCGACCCUGUUUGAGAUGACGCAUGGGCUCACUGCCUGGGACCUGAAUGACCACAAGCCAGCUUUCGGCGAGCUCUUCAACCAAGGUAUGGUCUGCGACAGCAGCUUCGUCAUGGACAUCGUCGUCAAGGAGUGCGGCGACGUCUUCCGGGGUCUAAGCUCCCUUGUCGACGUCGCCGGAGGGCUUGGCGCGGCGGCACUGGCUAUCUCGACCGCGUUCCCGCAUGUCCAGUGCAGUGUCCUGGAUCUCCCGCAUGUCGCCGCCAAUGCUCCCGCUAACACCAGUGUCAAGUAUAUUGCUGGCGACAUGUUUGAGAGCAUUCCACCGGCAGACGCCGUCUUCCUUAAGUGGGUUUUGCAUGACUGGGGCGAUGCUGAUUGUAUCAAGAUACUCAAGAACUGUAAGAAAGCUAUACCUUCCAGGGAUGCAGGAGGAAAGGUGAUAAUCGUUGAUAUGGUUGUUGGAGGCCAGUCGUCAAACAUUAAGCACAAAGAGACUCAGGUCUUGUUUGAUCUCUUCAUCAUGACGAUCAAUGGCGCCGAGCGAGACGAACAUGAGUGGAAAAAGAUAAUUUCCGAAGCUGGAUUUAGCGACUACAAAAUCAUACCCGUUCUAGGUGUUCGAUCCAUCAUCGAGGUCUACCCAUGAUUAUUUGGCGAAUACGUGUUUCGUUUUUUUCUGAAUAAGUUGUUUGGUUAACUAGCAUGGGACGAGUGUCCAUGAGAUCAUGUGUGAUGAAAACUAUGUUUGUGGUGAAGUAAGCACUUUGCAAUG
Zea mays is the source of this 1217-nucleotide messenger RNA. Its product is annotated as O-methyltransferase ZRP4. Lineage: Eukaryota; Viridiplantae; Streptophyta; Magnoliopsida; Poales; Poaceae. The record is from RefSeq and is marked validated. Gene Ontology annotation, molecular function: O-methyltransferase activity; protein dimerization activity.